Molecule: messenger RNA, 723 nt
Organism: Kwoniella mangroviensis CBS 8507
Lineage: Eukaryota; Fungi; Basidiomycota; Tremellomycetes; Tremellales; Cryptococcaceae
Exons: 2
Coding region: 1-723 (240 amino acids)
Source: RefSeq, a predicted model, not a curated record
AUGUCCCUUUCCUCUUCCUCCUUAUCCCCACUACCUACUAAUUCUCCUUCCUUCCCUUCUACAACUCAAAAAGAGCAAGACAAUACCAACCGACUUUUUCAUUCACUCGAAGAGACCGUCCACCGAUUACUUACUCUCCACUUAUCUGACGGUCUGGAAUCCCCAUACGUAUAUGAAGAUCUACUCAAACCGAUCAAUCUGACCACAUGGAAGACUGAAAAGUACCCUUAUCCCAAUUUCAAGGACAAAUCUCAAAAUGAGGUAUAUGAUCUGAUUGUGAUUUUAGCCAAGAGGAUAGCGGAGUUUUUAACGAGGUUGAGUGUAUUGGUGAAGGUGAUAUAUCAUCUGUUCGGUUUAUUGGAGAUUAUCAUUAGACGAUUAGAUACGGUUGAAAGGGGUGAUGAUGAGAUUAGGAUGGUGGAAAAGAGGUUGGAUAGAUUGGAGAGGAAGAUGAUGAGGAGGGUUCAAGUAGGAAUUGAAGGUGGGAUCGGAUUAAAUCAAAGGGAACAAUACUCGUAUCAACCUCCUACUCCGAAAUCUAGCAAAGGUGAAAGGCUUGUUAGAUUUACAGAAGUCGACAAACAUCCUAUGAUGGUUGUCAACGAAGAUGAAGAAGAGAGAAAACGUAAUCUGAGAAGAUCAAGUAGACAUGUCAAGGUGGUUGAUUAUACCAUCUCAUCUUCUGAUGACGAUACUGCUGAAAGGGCGUUGGAUCUGGAUUAG